AUGUACUUGAUUCUGUUUGUUGACCAAGCAUUACAUAGAGAGACUUCAAUGUACUCUGAAACUGUUGAAAUCCAUACUCAGUUGGUCAAUUACGUUUUAGAGAAAACUACAAGGAAUAGUGAAGGGAGGCUGGUGAUGCCAUUACUCUGGAACCCUAGAGUUUCUCACCUUUUGGGACAUAACUUCAAUAUAUCAGAGAAAAUACUGUCAAGCCUGCAAAGAAAAUUGCAAGGAAAUUUAGACGAUAAACUGAAGCAGAUAAAUAUGGUAUUUAAGGAGCAAGCGGAUGCUGGAAUAAUUGAGAGAAUUGAAAAUUUAGAUCAAUUCAAGAAGGAGCAUCCAGAGUCCAGUUUCAUGCCUUUUAUGGGCAUUUUUAAGCCUGAUCGUGAGACCACAAAAUGUAGGGUUGUGUUCCUAUCAAAUUUGAGUGACAAAGGAAGUAUGAAUCACAAUCAAACUAUGCAUGCAGGUCCAACAUUAAAUCAGAAACUCUCCACUUCCAUUAUCAAUUUGAGGUUCGGAAGCAAACUAUGUUGCUUUGAUAUAAAGAAGGCAUUCAACAAUAUAGGUCUUGAGGAAGUCGACCAAAAUCGCCUUUGUUUUUUGUGGUUUAGAAAUCUUGAAGAGGGAGAUUUUCAAUUAUUGGCUAUAAGAAUAGUAGACUUCCUUUGGACUUAG
This is a messenger RNA of Macrobrachium nipponense, 678 nucleotides long. RefSeq lists its product as uncharacterized. NCBI's taxonomy places the organism in Eukaryota, Metazoa, Arthropoda, Malacostraca, Decapoda, Palaemonidae. The transcript has a single exon. Bases 1 to 678 code for a protein of 225 amino acids. The record is from RefSeq and is a predicted model, not a curated record.